UCAACCUUCAAUUGUUUAACCGAACAGCGCUCGAGUCGUUCUUCAGUUCAGUUUUCAGUGACGAGUCUCACCGAGCAGAACAUUUUUAUUUGUGUUGUGGAUGAUCGCAGUGUGCUGUGCUCACAAAAAUAAACAUAGUAACCGUAUCCACAGGCGUUUCUCUUUGUGUCAUUCAGUUCGAGAGAGACAGAGCUAUAAUUGAGUGUUAAAAUUCUUUAGCCGCGAGUUUUUAUAUUCACGAAAAAAUGGGUUGUGCCACUGGGAUUGUUAAAUAUUUGGUGUUUUUGGCCAAUCUAUUGUUUGCUCUUGCUGGAUUAGCUUUAAUAAUCAUAGGAAUUUUAAUCAAAUUGAAUGUUAGCGAAGCUACCAACGUUCUACCAAAAGACUUCGGUCUAGCUCCAAUCCUCUCGAUCAUCAUCGGUUCCAUCGUCUUCAUCACAGCGUUUCUCGGAUGCUGCGGAGCAGUCAAAGAAAGCACUUGCAUGUUGACCACGUAUGCAAUUAUCCUGCUGACGAUAUUCAUCCUGCAAGUUGCCAUCGGAGUUUACGCUUUCUUACAAAUCAAAGACAAGAACUCGUUUAACUCCGUCCUUACUAAGAGCAUGCAAGACACAUUCGACAAAAUAUAUGUAAGCCAGGAAGCCAACGAGACUAUGAUGGUCACACAGAGAUUCUUAAAAUGUUGUGGUGUUCGUGGACCUGAAGACUAUGACAUUGCUGGAAGAAAACCACCUACCAGUUGUUGCCGCAACAUAAAUGUUCAGUGUCCAAGUCCCAACAACGAAGUCAACUCUGAGGGAUGUGUGGCAAAACUACAAACGGAAUUGGAGAAGGAUUCGAAGAUUAUUGGUGGAGUAGCUAUUGGUAUCGCUGUUGUAGAGAUUGUUGGUGCUAUCUUCGCCUUGUGUCUAGCCAGUUCAAUCAGGAACAGUUACAGAAGACACAUAUACGCCUAAAACGAAACAAAAUCUUUAUUUAUUUGUUAUAGUUUUCUCUCACUUUAAAAAUUUUACUGUUGAUUUAAAAUUUUUACUCUUUUUGUACCUUAAUAAUAAGUUUAUUAUAAAUGUUGUAAGUUUUCAUGGACGGUAUUUGACACAGAACAAUGAAUUAACGACUAACGACAAAAAAAGUGCUUUUAUUUUUUUACGGACUGUAAAUAUGUUGUUUUGAGGGCAAAUAUCGGCUGUGAAGACUAUACUCAGGAACUUUGGGGGCACCAGUAAACUGUUGAAUGUAUAUUUAUAGGUUAAGAAAAGACGUUGUUAGCAUAUCUAGCCAAAGAUAUACAAACACUCGAAUAGUUUUCGUUAAAAAGAACAAAAAAAAAAAUCAUUUAUGAAUAUUAAUUAUAUGUGUUACGAUACGAUGGAUGAUUAAGAAGUGCCAGGAAUGAGGCUCAGAGACUCAAAGAUCUAUUUAGUUUGAUAAGCAAAAAAGUCAACAGGGGUCAAGUCUGGUGACCAAGGAGACCAAAUUGACGUUUAUGCAAAAAUGAUAAAGGAGCAUGGCAAAAUGAACUGAUGCCAUUGUACAUCUUCCCUUUUUCGAAAAAUCCAAUAUUUUCCUUCUUGGAACCUCACUAAGUGUGUUGGUAACGAAAAUCUCGUGUCAAGUCGUGGAAUUUGUCCUAUAAGAUAAUUUAACGUUCAAGAUAGGUUUUUCACUACCAUUGAGACACUUGGAAUUUUGUUUCCACUUGUCAGAAGAAAACAGUCGUAAAAACGAAUGCAGUCAAGCACAGCUUUGAUUGAGUGACACUAUAUAUAAUGCUGCCAACUGUUGCGACGUUGUCAUGCAUUGCAAAAAGUCCUGGAGCUUUCACAAACCUUUAAUAUUAGAAAUUAGAAAAUAUUUUCUACUAUUGAAUUGGUUAAUUAUUGUCCAGUUAAUUGACACAUUUGAUAUCUUUUUCGCUUGUAGACCUUCUGUUGUUGAGAACUUCAGAUUACCGACACGAUUUCUGAAGUUUCAACAUCUCGAAUACCUCAUGACAAUUAUUCUUUAGUUAAUCUUUGUUUUUAUUAUAUUGUAUAAGUGCUCUCAGGUUCCGAGCUAUAAAUAAUAAAUAUAGUUUGUUAAAUGUGAAAUGUUUAUCCGCGUAUUUUGUAUAUUUAACAUUUGAUAAAUUGGAUAAAUAAAGUAAAGCUACCGAUACUA
Diabrotica virgifera virgifera (western corn rootworm) is the source of this 2160-nucleotide messenger RNA. RefSeq names its product CD63 antigen. NCBI's taxonomy places the organism in Eukaryota, Metazoa, Arthropoda, Insecta, Coleoptera, Chrysomelidae. The transcript is spliced from 5 exons. The coding region runs from base 246 to 956 and encodes 236 amino acids. Gene Ontology annotation, cellular component: membrane. The record is from RefSeq and is a predicted model, not a curated record.